UCUACGAUUGGCCAUUAACUUGGUCAAAGGCGGAACCUUUGUUGACGCACUUUGCUGCCUUUAAAUCAGCGCGGGAGCUUGGACAGUCAGACACCAGAACUCAGAAAUAUUCAGACAAGGGUGCUGGAGACACUUCAGAUCCUUAUAAGGGUCCAUCAUCAUCAUCUUGUCUCACUGGUUGUCCACGUGCAGCUACAAACCCAACCCCUGGACCUCAUGACAUCUCCCAAUCAAGGGCAGCAGAUCCAACUCAACCUGUGCUGAGGAUGUUUCCCAAGACCACACAAGGUCAGAAAAGAAGGGCAUUCAACCCGCAGUGGUACAGCAAGUAUUCUUGGUUAGAGUACUCUGUUAGCAAAGAUUCAGCUUACUGUUAUGCAUGUAGACAUUUCUCACUCCCUUCAGCGUCAGAAUCAGUAUUUACGUCCCAGGCAGGUUUUUCACAUUGGAAGAAAGCGCUGUAUAAAGAUGGAGGCCUUACACUGCAUGACCGGUCUGACAGUCACGUUAAUGCAAUGUUUGCUUGGCGAGAAAAUAAGAAUCGUAUGCUGUCUGAUUCUGGGUUAAUGGAUUUAAUUGAUCAAGAGUACAAAAGAAAAGUUGAGGAGAACAGGAGAUACAUAAAAACAAUUGCAGAGGUUCUGUUGUUAACAGCAACUCAGAAGCAGGCUCAGAGGGGCCACCGGGAGUCAGAGGACUCUGACAAUAGGGGGAAUUUCAUAGAAACUCUAACUGUGAUUGCUAAUCAUGAUGCCCUUAUAAGUGAGAAAAUGAGGGAAAAGGGGAAUGCAAAGUACACAUCUGGAGCCAUACAGAAUGAAAUUCUGGAGUGUCUUGCAAACAUGGUGAGGGAUGACAUUGUAAAGGAGGUGAAGGAGAGUGAGGUUUUCUCAGUAAUUGCAAAUGAAAGCAAAGACCUCCAGAAAAAGGAGCAGCUGUCGUUGGUAGUGAGGUAUUACUACAGUGGGGCUAUACAUGAAAGUUUCCUUGACUUUCAGCAUGCUCAGGAUUUGGAUGCUAAGGGACUUAGUGAUAAAAUCAUACAAUGCCUUGAAAAAUAUGGGCUCAAUUACAAAGAGAACCUGAUUGGGCAAGGCUAUGAUGGAGCAGCUGUGAUGAGUGGGAAACACUCGGGUGUGGCAGCCAGAAUUCAGGCAGAGGCUAAACAGGCAUUUUAUGUCCACUGUAAUGCCCACUGCCUGAAUCUAGUCUUAGUGGACACAGUGAAGUCAGUGGCAGAGGUAGAUUGUUUCUUCACCCUCCUCCAAAUACUCUAUGUGUAUAUGACCGGGUCCUAUGUACAUCAAAAAUAG
Messenger RNA from Cyprinus carpio (common carp), 1313 nucleotides. RefSeq names its product zinc finger MYM-type protein 1-like. The record is from RefSeq and is a predicted model, not a curated record. The transcript is spliced from 4 exons. Bases 267 to 1313 code for a protein of 348 amino acids. NCBI's taxonomy places the organism in Eukaryota, Metazoa, Chordata, Actinopteri, Cypriniformes, Cyprinidae.